AUGACUACAACCCCAAAGGUCGGCGACAGAUUGUCUUACGACGGCGCUAUUUGUACAGUUCGAUAUGUCGGCGAAGUCAGUGGCACAUCCGGUAGUUGGCUUGGCGUCGAAUGGGACGACCCAACUCGGGGGAAACAUGACGGUUCUCAUAAAGGAGUGAGAUAUUUCACUUGCCUCUCUAAAUCAGCGACGGCCGCGUCUUUCGUACGGCCGACACGGCCCACAGAGAAACUGCAGAGCUUCGUGAGAGCGGUAACUGAGAAGUACGCCUCCGAGCUGGAGAAGACGACUGCCAUCAUGUUUUCAAACAAGAUAGCAGAAGAAGUUGGGUUCGAAAAGAUACAACGCAAGCAGGCGCAGUUAUCUGAACUAAGGGCCGUCAUCGUCGAUGGUGCACGUAUCGCAACGGCUUAUUUAGAGGGUGACGGUCCCAUUGGUGAGACAUUCCCCAAGAUAACCGAGUUGGACCUCAGCCGGAACCUAUUUCAGAACGUGGGAGCCGUCGUGGCUAUCUGUUCCGAGUUGCCUGCUCUACGAAGUUUACGUUUGAAUGGAAAUCGAUUUCAAGACAUAUUGAAUGAUAAAGUUCUUGAGAAUGCAGAGAAUUCCUUGCGAAACAUCAAAGACUUGGCUUUAGAUGAUACUCUCAUGAGCUGGGAGGAGAUAUGUCAUAUUGCAACCAAGUUUAAGAUACUCUCAUCCCUCGCUUCCAGUGCGAACCAAUUAUUCUUUUUGCCGGAGACUCAGUUAUCGACACUAUCUUCUACCUUGACUUCUGUGGAUUUGGAAUUCAAUAAUUUCACCACCAUCUCUAGUGUUGCUAGCCUGGCCGGAUUGGCGUCACUUCGCAAUCUUCACCUCAAAGGAAACUUCAUCACUAGCAUCACCCAGGAUCCAUCCGAAACUCUACCAGUAUUUUCAGGAACUCUGAAGUACCUAGAUGUCUCAUAUAACCAAGUAUCAUCAUGGGCAUUCGUCGACGCCUUACCAACAUGUUUCCCAGGCUUGAUAUCCCUCCGCUUCUCGCAUAACCCUAUAUAUGACAACCCAGAUCCCGAAUUCUCUAUCCAGUCUAAGGUAAUCACGGAAGAAGCAUACAUGUUCAUCGUUGGUCGUCUAGCAAAUCUCAAGAUACUAAACUUUGGUACGAUAUCGAACACCGACCGCCAGGACGCAGAGAUGUUCUACUUGGGCCGCAUCGGAAAGCAUCUAGCCAGUGUCCCGGAAAACAAGGAAGCCGAAAUCAUCAAGCAGCACAGACGCUAUGCAGAAUUAUGUGAGCUAUAUGGCCCACCGGUCGUUAAUAGACAAAAAGAGAUCAAUCCCGCUUUUCUAGAAGCUAGACUGGUUAUAGUACACUUCACCUUCCACUCCAAAGAUAAAGGGGGCGAGAUCGUAGAACGAACAACUAGGAUCCCUAAGAGCUUUGAUAUAUACGCUGUGAAGGGGAUUGCUGGUAAGCUGUUUGGGUUAAAUCCGCUUGGCAUACGCCUGAUUUGGGAGACUGGGGAAUGGGAUCCGGUUGCAGGAUUCGAUGACGAAGUUGAAGACAGCAGUGAUGAAGAGGAAGAACAUGAGAAAGGGGAAGUGGGAGAAGUGGGAGAAACUGUAGAUACAGGGGAGGGCUCUCAAACGGACAUAAAGACCGGUAAGUGGGUCAAGCGAGAGGCAGAGCUGCAAGACGGGCCCCGGCAGCUUGGGUUUUGUGUCGACGGCUUGGAUGUAAAAAUCAGGGUUGAGGCCCGGUGA
This is a messenger RNA of Daldinia childiae, 1749 nucleotides long. Its product is annotated as Tubulin-specific chaperone E. Gene Ontology annotation, cellular component: cytoplasm. The record is from RefSeq and is a predicted model, not a curated record. The coding region runs from base 1 to 1749 and encodes 582 amino acids. NCBI's taxonomy places the organism in Eukaryota, Fungi, Ascomycota, Sordariomycetes, Xylariales, Hypoxylaceae. The transcript has 3 exons. Gene Ontology annotation, molecular function: protein binding.